CUUGAAUGGAAGGGGGUUUGCUGUCUCUUGUCUUUUCCGUGGAGUUUUAUUUCGAGGUCUUAGCCUCUCAUCCAAAGGGCACACACUGGCUUUGGGAACCUGUUGACUGCAAGCUAAGGGAAGAUAACUCUCUGUAAUAAUUUCUCUGGCACUUUGCUGAGAUUAUCUACUCAUUUUAUCUUUGGUUCGUGUAACUUGUUCCAAGUGCUAAAUAAAGAUUAAUAACUUAAUCAUUUUGACGAAUUCGAGUAACGUUCUGAUUUAAGUAAGCAGGAUUAUUUAGGAUUAAUACGAAAGAGUUUGGCGUCAAAAGUGACGCUUUGAAAUAUCGCUAAUUAAAAAUAAAGACACAUAUUAUCUUCUUAGAUACAGUCUAAUAAAUCUUAAAAAACACACAAGAAGUGUCCACUAAGUAUUUUAAACAACAAUAACAAUAAAGGUAUUUGUGAACAAAAAAAAAGUAUAGACUGGUACUAGCAAGAUAGACCCGUCGUUUCUGUGAUAAGAUAAGCAAAGCUGCUUCAAGCUACGAUCCUGUGAAUCAAUGAGUGGCAGGGAUUAUAGGAUGUUGUCAUCAGUACAUCUCGGGUCUAUUCAAAUGGUGGAGCGUCCCAACGCGAGACUAUUGGCCGAUGUGGACCGUCAAUUUAUUCACCCAGCUCUAAAGCCUGCAUACGGUGCCCCAGAUCAAGGGAGAAGAUCUUCUCGCCCUGAAGCAUCAACCUCUUCCCCUGGGUCACUCCAAGUCAGGCCAGUCUUCCCUGGGCUACCCAUCUCAGCUUUGUCUCCAAAUAUGAACGUCUUGUCAGCAGCUGGGGGGGUGGCUAUUUCCGGUUCCUCGACUGGAAUGAUGUCCCCUUUUUUCCCUUACCCUAGUCUUUUGUCGGCCACUGAUGAACUGAAAUACCUGAGCAUGGCCCAGAUCCAAGCUGCCAAUCAGGCACAUUUUGUAGGGGAGCUGACUAAGAUGAAGCAGCCGAUGCUGACGAAGAAUUACUUGGAGUUGGCCAUGUUGGUGUGUAAUACGUUUAGGGGCAAGCUAUUUCCGUGCCCGCACUGCCGCUACGUCACCGACAGGAGGAACAACCUGAAACGUCACGUGGCCACCAUGCACCAGGCCUGCGACAAACAGCUGGAGUGCUGCGGCGUUACCUUUGCCACCAAGGCGUCUCUCCGCGAGCACAUCACAAUCUUUCACCACAACGGCUACUCCUGCCCGUUCUGCGGUCGCCGCUUCUGCAGGAAAGCUCUGCUGAAGAGGCACCUGUCCGUUCAUAGCGGGCAGAAAGAUUACACGUGCCCCCAUUGUGAUUACGCUACUAGCCACAAGAGCAACCUGGAGCGACACAAGAGGAUUCACGCUAGGCUUCAGAUCAUGGGCGAAUCCGGACUGGAGGACAUCCCGAGGGACGUCAACGCAAUGUUUUCGGAGAGCGGCCUACACUCUGUGGAAUCCCACAUCAGUGAGCUGGAACGGCACGCCCCUGUAAGCCAGCACUGUGUUCACGAAACCGAAAAGCAUCACUGGACGGACUAUCGUAAUGAGGAGUCCGUCAGAGAUUCCAUGGAGCGUACCGAUGACCCAGAGGACUGUGAUGUGGACAUUGAUGACGACAGUGAGGACGAUGAAAUGUAUGACCGAAGCCUUGCAGUGGAGGGGCAGGGCAAAAGCUUCCAAUCCCCAGCUGGACACUUCUGUGACGUCCCGAAAACUGAGCACCCAGUAAAUUUGGUCACCGAGAGCAACGCUAGGGCGACGGCCGCCGCCCAGCUGGUAUCUAGGCUCACUCACGGCUUCGCGGUUCCACUCCUGGGCAGAGACAGCACAAAAUAGUCAGUGAAUCUUACGGCUGCGUCGUGCUAACAUAAAACAAACCUAACUUCUGGGAUAUCAAGCUUUAUACACACAAAGUUAUUAAGAAACUAAACUUUAUUUUCCAGCAAUGUAUAAUAUUAUUGACCAACAGUUGUAGAACUCCAUACCAGGCCCGAAUUCAAGAGUGUGCAAGGUCUGCUUACAGUGCUGAAGGGGUCUCCUGAUUCUACACGCAUUAUUGCUAAGCGCUGUUCUGUCUGAAUAAUUAUUUUCUUCUUCUAAAUAUUUGUUGGAAAUCGCUUGGCAGGGAGAUCACACCGCUCUCUUUAACUCUAACACUUAACAGGAAGUGACGACCGUGCUAAGACAUAGUUACUUAUAGAUCCUGAAAGGAAAGCGGGCAGUAUUUCACAGCACUCCCCUGACACCUUUAACGGCAGACGCUAACGGGGGCCUCAACAUUCCAAAUUGAAGGUCUGCAAGUAUCAGAUACGAUUGGAGGAUAAAAUAUUUUUUCUCAUUUUUUUUAAAACCGCUUCGGUCUGUGUUGAAUUAUUUAAAAGACUUAACAUUGACAGUACUCUAUAUGAGAUUGUCAGAAGGAACUGAAUGAGGGAGGAUAACCCCUGAUCUAUUUUGACGUUGCGAACUGAAGUUAUCAGUUGAGCGUGAUCUUAUUUUUCAGUAGAAUAUUAACAUCCAUCUUCUAUUUUGUGAAAUCGUAAAAGAACUGACUGCAACUGAACUAUGAAAUGUGAACAUUUUCGGUGGGAAUCUGCUGUCGUCCUGCUGAGGAUGCGUCACGUGGUCUAUCACAUGACAAUCUUGGACGUCGCAGUGUGUGCAGGCCACCACAAUGACCUAUCACCACAGUUCUGUUAAUUUGGUUCUGGAAAUUUUCUGGAAAUCUUUUGCACAAAAAUUUCAGAUCUCGUAUUCCGGAAAACUUGAGUCUAACAAAAUUAUAUCUGAGAGAAAUGUAUCAAAUCAAAUAAAAACAAUCAAUUUUUGGACCCGAAGUGAACAGAGACUUACAACUUUUAGUAUCAGAGGCCGUCUCGAAUCAACUAAACAUAAACUACAUUUUCAUUGUAAAAAAAAACA
Biomphalaria glabrata is the source of this 2920-nucleotide messenger RNA. Its product is annotated as replication initiator 1-like. Gene Ontology annotation, cellular component: nucleus. Lineage: Eukaryota; Metazoa; Mollusca; Gastropoda; Planorbidae. The coding region runs from base 545 to 1834 and encodes 429 amino acids. The record is from RefSeq and is a predicted model, not a curated record. The transcript is spliced from 2 exons.